UCGCUUAUCGAAGGUGGAACGAAUUUUCUCGCACAAUCUCUAUCGAACCCCCUUUUUUUUAGUGAACGCCACUUAGAACAAGACGAUCAUGUCGCCCCUUGGUGGAAGGCUCACUGGAACCAUCGUGGUGUUUUGUGUUUCGGCCCUGGUUUAUCAUGCACAAAGUCAGUCUUGCCCCGAGAAGAAUGGUCGCUUCCCAGUGUCAGACCAGUGUGACGCAUACAUCGAGUGUAGGGAUGGUGAACCGACGCGUCAGCUGUGCCCCGAUGGGCUCCUCUUCAACGAGAAGGCAUCCCUGUUCUCCUACCCCUGCCAGUAUCCGAUCGAUGUAGAUUGUGGAAGCCGCACCCGUACCCAACCGGCCAUUCCGACCGAAGACUGCCCGCAUCAGUUCGGUUACUACAAGGUCGGUGAUCGGGCCAACUGUGGCCAGUUCAAGAACUGUGCCGGCGGCACUGCCUACGUGCUCGAUUGUCCGCUGGGGUUGGCUUUCAAUUCUGCGACGUAUCAGUGCGAUUGGGCUGAUCUGGUGGAGGACUGUGAUGCGGAAGCGUAUCUUGGUUUCAAGUGUCCACCGCAGGCACCCGGAUUGGUGCAGCCGAUCCGAUUCUUCCGUGCACCGGACGAUUGCCAGAAGUACUUCCUGUGUGUCGACGAUAGGCCUCGGCUAAACUUCUGUGGACCGGAGCAGGCAUUCAACGAGCUGAUUAACGCAUGUGACGGAAUCGCCAAUGUGACUGGUUGUGCUUAGGGAUGCUACUCCGACUACGGAACUACCAUAGAACCUCCUUAGGUGGUAAUCGACACCGAUAGCGUCGAUUUUAGUAGGAUUUUUAAUAAACAAAAUACCAUCCACUACCUAUUGUCCAUUUCUUCCACUUCGUGUGACUAGAAGUUCGUUAAAGCAUGUUUGCAAACGGUGAUCCAGUGAUGCUAGAUGCUGCAGCCUUCUCGUUGCCCGUACAGUGAGGUAAUUUCGUUGAGAAUGGUACUCUUGAUGAAGGAUCGCUGUAUCGAUUGCUGUGCUGGAUUCGUCGCUUCCGCCAAUGUUUUUACUCCCGGUCGGUGCACCAAAAACGCAUUAUCUAGCACAUGAUAAUCGUAUCCCUGGACGCACAUGAU
Messenger RNA from Anopheles aquasalis, 1122 nucleotides. RefSeq names its product protein obstructor-E. NCBI's taxonomy places the organism in Eukaryota, Metazoa, Arthropoda, Insecta, Diptera, Culicidae. The record is from RefSeq and is a predicted model, not a curated record. Gene Ontology annotation, cellular component: extracellular region. Gene Ontology annotation, molecular function: chitin binding.